This is a messenger RNA of Alligator sinensis (Chinese alligator), 948 nucleotides long. Its product is annotated as olfactory receptor 10A4-like. Gene Ontology annotation, molecular function: olfactory receptor activity; G protein-coupled receptor activity. NCBI's taxonomy places the organism in Eukaryota, Metazoa, Chordata, Crocodylia, Alligatoridae. Gene Ontology annotation, cellular component: membrane. The coding region runs from base 1 to 948 and encodes 315 amino acids. The record is from RefSeq and is a predicted model, not a curated record. The transcript has a single exon. Gene Ontology annotation, biological process: G protein-coupled receptor signaling pathway.
AUGAAAGGAAGAAACCAAACAACUGUGACUGAAUUCAUCCUUUCAGGAUUUUCAAGUCUCCCUGACUUGCCAGUUUUAUUCUUUGCAUUGGUUCUACUCAUAUAUCUGCUGAUCCUGCUUGGGAAUGCUCUCAUCAUUAUAGUCACAUUGAUUGAUCCCAUCCUUCACACUCCCAUGUAUUUCUUUCUCAGGAACUUAUCCUUCCUGGAGAUAAGCUACACCUCUGUCACCAUUCCUGGAAUGUUGGUCAACCACCUUUCUAGGGAGAAAACCAUCUCAGUGUCCAGCUGUGCUGCACAGAUAUAUUUCCUUAUCUCCUUUGGGGGAGCAGAAUGCUGCCUCCUGGCAUUGAUGGCUUAUGACCGAUAUGUUGCAAUAUGCAUCCCCCUGGCAUAUACAGUUGUUAUGAAUAGAGGGAUUUGCUUUCAGCUAGUGGCCACUGCAUGGUUAAGCAGCAGUCUUGUGACUCUACUGCAUGUGGUGUGGAUGUUUAACCACCCUUUCUGCCCUCCUCUGGAGAUUGACCAUUUCUUCUGUGAUGCUCCACCAGUUCUGCAGCUGGUCUGUGGAGACACCCACCUAAUUGAAAUAGAGGCCCUCGCUUCUGCUACAGUAUUUGUUGUGAUUCCUUUUGUGAUUAUACUUUGGUCCUACAUUCGAAUCCUCACUGCCAUCCUGGAGAUGCCAUCAGUUGAGGGGCAAAGCAAAGCUUUCUCCACUUGUUCCUCACACCUCACUGUGGUUGUCUUAUUCUUCAGCACAGCUGGUUUGACAUACUUCCAGCCCAAAUCUAGCAGUUUGGUUGGUUCCAGUAAAUUUUUGUCCCUGUUUUAUACCAUUCUUACACCAUUGUUAAACCCACUUGUCUACAGCCUGAGGAACAAAGAAGUGAAAAGAGCCUUACAGAUAAACUUUGGCCAGAGAGUAUCUUCAUGGAGACAGUUUUGA